UCCAAUUACAAGCGCCUGAGCGCAUCGAUUCCCACAUGUGUGAAGAGCCCGUCGGGCUAAUGUUUAUAAUUGUUGUUAUUCUUUAAUCUUUCAAUUUUAUGUUCAAACUCUAAAUCAUCAAAGCUGAAAUAGGAAAUAUGGGCAAACGUAAAUUCAAGAAAAGUGUGGAAGGAUCUCUGGUGGAAAGGAGGAGACGGAUACAACAAGCAAAGAGGGAAGUGGCUCUUGAAUCGAAAGGCAAAUCCCCAAAAUACAGUGUUGAGCAGCUUUUGGAGAAGGCAGAAGAUUGUAUAGACAGAUUUGAAUAUGAACUUGCCCAGAAAUUCUGUCAGAGGGCUUUGGAGAUGGAGCCUGAUAGCAUUCUGGCUCUGGAAACAACUGGAUCCCUUCUCUUAGAGCUUGGAAAUCAGGAGGCAGCCAAACAGUGUUUUGGCCGAGCUGUGGAGGUCUGUCCAAACCAAGGCCACUCCAAGUACAUGUACCUGGGGCAGUUGUUUGAAGGUGCUCAGGCUGUUCAAUGCUUUCAGAAGGGGAUAGAAUUGAUGAUGAAGGAACAUGAAGCAAAGCAAGCAUCAGAGUUGGCAGCCGCCUGCGGGGGUGGACCACGAGAGGGGGUCUCCUGUGAGGAGAUCUGCAAUGCUUACCUGUCCCUGGCUGAACUCUACAUGACAGACUGUUGUAUGGAGGAGGAUGCAGACAAGAAAUGUGAACAUAACAUAAAUCAAGCACUGGCGAUAGACGGUGAUAAUGCUGAGGCCUAUCAGAUGAUGGCCAGCUAUCACCUCUCUAAAGAAAAUGAGGAAAUGGCUACGGAGAUGAUAAAGAAAAGUGUAUCGUUAUGGUUACCAAAGUACAAAGCAGCUGAUAAAGGGGAAGUGCCAGACGAGGAGUUUAACCCACUAGAGUUGACACCACUAAGUUAUGAUACCAGGAUAGCAGCAGCCAAAAUUUUAACUGAAGUAAAAGAAUACGAGACUGCUGUGGAUGUGCUGGAAGGUUUACUGGACGAGAAUGAUGAGGUUCCACAGGUCUGGUAUAUGAUCGGCUGGGCCAACUACUUACAGGGCCCUGACUACAAAGAGAAUGCCCGAUACUACCUACAGCAAGCCAAACAGGUGUAUGACAAGAUUAAAUGUGAUGAUCCGGAUCUUUUGAAACACGUGGAAGAACUAACAGAGGAGAUUGGCCCAGGGGAGGAGGAGGGCGAGGAGGAGGGUGCUGAAGAGGAUGUGAAUGAACUAGAUAGUGACAGUGAUGAUGAAACAGACAAUAAAACAAACGGUGAAGCAAUGGAACACUGAUGUCAUUCAUAAUCAAUAAAUAUUUACUGUUA
Mizuhopecten yessoensis (Yesso scallop) is the source of this 1333-nucleotide messenger RNA. Its product is annotated as probable assembly chaperone of rpl4. The record is from RefSeq and is a predicted model, not a curated record. Gene Ontology annotation, molecular function: protein binding. Gene Ontology annotation, biological process: cell division. Lineage: Eukaryota; Metazoa; Mollusca; Bivalvia; Pectinida; Pectinidae. The transcript is spliced from 11 exons. Bases 138 to 1301 code for a protein of 387 amino acids.